CACAAUACACUCCCGCCUUCUCAAAUCCCCCAUCGCGCCAAAUCUCUCCGCACCUCCUCCAACCAGAGCCAGUCGCCAUGGACGCCUCUGCCACCGGCGCCGUCUCCAAGGCGAAGAAGUACGUGGUGGGGCGCAAGCUCGGCGGCGGCCCCAGGAAGAAGGCGGUGGCGCGGUCCGUCAAGGCCGGGCUGCAGUUCCCCGUCGGUCGCAUCGGCCGCUUCCUCAAGAAGGGCCGCUACGCGCAGCGCGUCGGCAUGGGCGCCCCCGUCUACCUCGCCUCCGUCCUGGAGUACCUCGCCGCCGAGCUUCUGGAGCUCGCAGGGAACGCCGCCAAGGACAACAAGAAGUCCCGCAUCAUCCCGCGCCACCUGCUUCUCGCCAUCCGGAACGACCAAGAGCUCGGCAAGCUGCUCGCCGGCGUCACCAUCGCGCAUGGCGGCGUGCUGCCCAACAUCAACCCCGUGCUGCUCCCCAAGAAGACGGCCGAGAAGGAGCCCAAGUCGCCCAAGAAGGCCCCCAAGUCCCCCAAGUCCCCCAAGAAGGCUUAGUCGAUUACUGUCCAGUGCUUCGUAGUAGAAUUAGUGUUCGCUGUUUGGGUAAUGGUGUCGAUGUAGUAAUGUUCUGUUCUGCUUUAAGAAAAAUGUCAGAAAUCUCUCUGACUUACAGUAAA
Messenger RNA from Triticum urartu, 670 nucleotides. NCBI's taxonomy places the organism in Eukaryota, Viridiplantae, Streptophyta, Magnoliopsida, Poales, Poaceae. The record is from RefSeq and is a predicted model, not a curated record.